This is a messenger RNA of Annulohypoxylon truncatum, 2164 nucleotides long. Its product is annotated as carbohydrate-binding module family 43 protein. The transcript is spliced from 4 exons. Gene Ontology annotation, cellular component: fungal-type cell wall; cytoplasm. Gene Ontology annotation, molecular function: 1,3-beta-glucanosyltransferase activity. Lineage: Eukaryota; Fungi; Ascomycota; Sordariomycetes; Xylariales; Hypoxylaceae. The record is from RefSeq and is a predicted model, not a curated record. Gene Ontology annotation, biological process: fungal-type cell wall (1->3)-beta-D-glucan biosynthetic process. The coding region runs from base 220 to 1854 and encodes 544 amino acids.
CGAUUUACACUCUUUUACUAGUAUUAUAUCGUUUAACCUCGAUAUUUGAGGAAGGAGAACAGUUAGAGAAAGGGAUAUCGAUACUGAAGAUAUCGUUACGUCAUUUUAGAGCUCGAAAGACACAUUCCGCGGCAGAAGGGUCGUUCAACAUAUCGAUUCAUACAACAGCAAUAACUCCAACGAGAUCCCGGAGAUCGCAAGUAAUUUAAUUAGGUCAAGAUGGGUUUUCUACGGUCAGCUUUCACCACGUCGCUGGCCCUUACCAGCCAUGCCGUCGCACUGGAUCCCAUCGUCAUGAAGGGGUCGAAGUUCUUCACCAAGAGUGGUGACCAGUUCUUCAUCAAGGGUGUGGCUUAUCAACAAGAGGCUGGUGGCGGUCCAGGCGGCAGCUCGACUUCCAAGAACACGUAUGUGGACCCUCUAUCCAACGAGGACACCUGCAAGCGUGAUAUCCCGCUGCUCGAGAAGCUGGGUGUCAACACCAUUCGAACUUACGCCAUCGACCCCAAGGCCGAUCACAGUGCGUGCAUGAGCAUGUUGGACAAGGCCGGCAUCUACGUUGUCGCCGACUUGGGUGAACCUGCUCUCUCCAUCAACCGUGACUCGCCGGCUUGGAACGUCGAGUUGUUCGACCGCUACAAGGGCGUCGUCGACAACCUUGGCAAGUACGAAAACGUCAUCGGCUUUUUCGCCGGUAACGAAGUUACCAACAACAACACCAACACCGACGCUUCGGCCUACGUCAAGGCUGCUACCCGAGAUGUGAAGAAGUACAUCUCUGACAAGCAGAAGAACGGUGGCCGAUGGAUGGGCGUCGGAUACGCCGCGAACGACGAUGCUGAAAUUCGUGCCAACAUGGCUCAGUACUUCAACUGCGGUGAGCAGGAGGAUGCCAUUGACUUCUGGGGCUACAACAUCUACUCCUGGUGCGGCAAGAGCAGCUUCACCCAGUCAGGUUACGACGUCCAGGUCAAGUUCUUCUCCAACUUCUCGGUACCCGUCUUCUUUGCCGAAUAUGGCUGCAACUCCCCCGGUGGAGCUGAGGGUCGUCUCUGGGACGACACCACCGCGCUCUACUCCAGCCAGAUGACCGACGUCUUCAGCGGUGGUAUUGUAUACAUGUUCCACGAAGAGGAGAACGACUACGGUCUGGUCAAGGUUAACGGUAACUCGGCAAACCCGAUGAAGAACUACAAGGUCCUACAGUCGAAGCUUGCCGACGUCAAGCCUUCGUCUACUUCCAUGGCCGCUUACAACCCCACCAACUCUCCCGCUGCCUGCCCUGCCGUUUCUGACGACUGGAAGGUUGCCGUUGGUCUCCCGCCUACCCCCGACAGCGCCCUCUGCGACUGCAUGGUUAGCUCGUCCUCGUGUGUCCCCGCGGAUGAUCUCGCUGAGAAGGACUACGGCGACAUCUUCGGCUACAUCUGCAAGAACGACGCGGCUGCUUGCGCCGGCAUCAAGGCCGACACCGAGACCGGCGUCUACGGCCCUUACGGCAUGUGCAACCCUAAGGACCAACUUGCACAUGUCCUGAACGCCUACUACCAGAACCAGAACAGCGCUUCCACUGCCUGCGACUUCAACGGUGCUGCGAAGGUCGUGUCUGCCAAGGCUGACUCGAGCUGCGAGGCUUCCUUGGCCAAGGCCAACUCUGCCGUCGCUGUCGCCGCCACAGCCACCGCAGGUUCCGCCGUUACCUCGUCUACUAGCACCGGCGACAGCAAGUCCAGCGAGAAUGCUGCCGCGCCGGCGUCUGUCCGCAUGGCCCCCUUCCUGGCUAUGGGAGAUAUGGCCGUCGGUCUCUACAUGCUGGUAGCCAUGGGUGUCGGUGCCGGUAUGGUGAUGUUGUAAGGAUUUUUAGCGUGGAUGAAUAUGCCUGGAUAUCCGGUAUUAUAAUACGCAGAUGGUCAGGUUGGCGUAAUUAUAUGGGGUGGUUGGAUUUGUGGAUGAAAACCUCGAAUAGUGAGGCGUUGUUGACAAGAUCUAUCUCUAUUGUAAUCAGCACUAGAUUUUGCAGGAUACCCCUAACUGCUCGCAUCAAUAGACCAAGAUAGCAGAAAGUCGUAAAGAUCGAUGCAUCGAUGUUGCUUUAUGGGGAAUAUGGCGUAUUACUGUAACUUAAUAUGGAUAUUAGAUGAUUGUACUUAUCUAAAUGAAUUUC